Micromonas commoda is the source of this 1789-nucleotide messenger RNA. RefSeq lists its product with no specific name. The coding region runs from base 334 to 1704 and encodes 456 amino acids. NCBI's taxonomy places the organism in Eukaryota, Viridiplantae, Chlorophyta, Mamiellophyceae, Mamiellales, Mamiellaceae. The record is from RefSeq and is a predicted model, not a curated record. The transcript has a single exon.
AUCGCGUACAUACCCGGCGGGAUCUCGGGACCGAGAUCCUCUGCGACUCGGCUCGGUGGCACAUCUUCUUCCGCUGUGACGCAUGCUGGGUCAAAGAACUGGGGUUAUGGAUACGACGAGGACGAAUACUUCGAACUCCCCGACGACCUUGAGGCCGCUAUCGCAGAGUUGAUCAUCGACGACGAUCUCAUCGCCUCCCUCGGGGCCGCACGAGACGACGAAAUCAUCCCCGGUGUGGAGUCCAGGAUCGAAGGCACAACAGACGAAGGGUUCAUCGUGUCAACCAAGGGCGGUCAGAACGCCACAUUGCUUCGCAUCAAGAUGCUCCAAGAAAUGCAGGAGGCGGAGGAUAUCAACACUGAGACCGAGUCCAAUCAGCAAGAAUUCGCAGAGCAGUGCGCUGUUGAUGAGGGCUCGCUCGCGAUACCGGAACCUGAUUUCUCUGCCUUUGAGGCGUUCGAGAACCAUCUGAUAGAGAUGCACGAGGGCCAGUACAAGUUGUCAACGUUGAACGAGUCCAUGGCCGCCGGUCUGGGUCGAAGAAGAAUCCUCGGGGGAAAGAGAAAGAAGAAACAGAAAAAGAGGGAUGAUGAUGAUGAUGAUGAUGAUGAUUAUGAUUUUGGGGGCAUCGACACCAAGUUCUGCUGGAAGUCCUCCUAUGGCAGGGGUGUGGGCACCAUACCCAAUAAGUGCCCGCCGGGCAAGGAGAGAAGGGGUUUCCUCUGCUACGACAAGUGCGACAAAUUCACGGAUGCCCAGUAUGUGCGAGGCGGCGUGGGCGACUGCCACCAGAAGUGCACUGCCGGCUUCCGUGACCACGGCAUGUUGUGUCACAAGGGAAACCAUGGCCGUGGCUGGGGAAAAAGUCACUGCGGAUGGUACCGUUGGUCCGCCGCCGGACUGGGCGAGCCCGCCACCCGUCGGCAACUGCUCGGCGGCGCUAAAACGAAGCUCGUGUGCGCCGGACCCGAGUGCCGUAAGCGAGGACUGGACUCGUGCGGAGCGUUGUGCUAUCCGCACUGCCCGAGCUCACACCCGCGAAAGAUCGGUUGCAACUUGUGCGGGGUUUCGUGCUCCGGGUAUGCCGGAGGCAGCGUGCCGCCGUCGUGCAUGAAGAAAGUGAAAUUUUCUCCUGGGCUUCAAUCACCGACUUGCCCCGAUAACAAGGAAUACGACGCGGGCCUGUGCUAUCAAAGUUGCCGCCCUGGAUACCGCGGGGUCGGCCCGGUGUGCUGGGGCCAACCCCCGGUUGUCAACGGCAGGCGGUGGGUCAAUUGCGGCUUUGGCGCCGCGAAUUCUGACGCGGCGUGUGCCGAAGUCAUCACCAGCCAGAUCCUCGGACCGCUCGAGAUGGUCGCGUUCGUCGCGACGGCUGGAACCAGCUCCUUCGCAACCAUCGGUCCGAAGUCUGCGGCUCGAAUGACUUCCAAACUUGCCAACACAUUCAAAGGGAGUAAAGUCAAAAUGAUGAAAGACGCCGGCAACUCUUUGAAAAAGUCGGCAAAGAAGCAGCUGGAUGAUAUGGAACCCCAAGAUGCCGCGGAGUUCACAGACAAGGUCGACACACUGGCGAGGUCACAGAGCGAGACGGAAGCGGUGCAAGCCGCCGCGGAACUCGCCGCGAUGGUCGAUACAACCGGAGUCGCUAGCACCAUCGCCGCGUUCUCGUGGGACACGUGCGAUAAGAUUCACAGCAGCGGUUGAGUCCUCCCGAUUCCGUCACGGCUCGUACAUAUCUGUUGAUAAGUGUCACCUAGCUAGUGCUAAAUAUCAUACUUGUAUUCACGCG